Molecule: messenger RNA, 660 nt
Organism: Chiloscyllium plagiosum (whitespotted bambooshark)
Lineage: Eukaryota; Metazoa; Chordata; Chondrichthyes; Orectolobiformes; Hemiscylliidae
Gene: dynlt1a
Product: dynein light chain Tctex-type 1a
Biological process (GO): microtubule-based movement
Cellular component (GO): cytoplasmic dynein complex; cytoplasm
Molecular function (GO): dynein intermediate chain binding
Source: RefSeq, a predicted model, not a curated record
GGGGGGAGAAAUGUUAACAUUUUCAUUAUUGAUCAGAUACAUUUUUCAAACGGAUACGGCGGGGAUGCUGAAUGUUUUAGCUUUCACAUUUGUGAUUCUAAACAAAAUACAACCAACCCUUCGACUGGGAAAGUUACUGUUGCUUGUCGUGUUUGUAAUGAGACAUACAAAAUGGAUACUAAGACACUGGGCAGCUUUUAUUGUUGACGACGUAAGCACCAUCAUUAAAGAAGCAGUGGAAAAUACAAUUGGAGGGAAUGCCUACCAGCACAACAAAGUGAAUCAAUGGACAUCUGCAGUGGUGGAGCAAUGUCUCAACCAACUAACCAAAUUGGCCAAGCCUUUUAAAUACAUUGUAACCUGUGUUAUAAUGCAAAAGAAUGGAGCAGGCUUGCACACUGCUAGUUCAUGCUUCUGGGAUAAUUCUGUUGAUGGAAGCUGCACUGUCAGAUGGGAGAACAAGACCAUGUACUGCAUUGUUAGCAUCUUUGGCCUUGGUGUUUAGAACUUCAGUUAUUGCUGCAUUUUGUCUGUAAACCAUCUAUAAAAUCAUCUCUAAGUCUAUUAUACCAAAAUGCAUUACUAAGGGCUGAUUUUUGUCAUUAACUAAUACUGAAAUGGCAUUUAAUAGAAUUAUAAAUGAAAGUUAAUGCAAUGCAA